Penaeus monodon (black tiger shrimp) is the source of this 884-nucleotide messenger RNA. It is a transcript of the gene trsn, whose product is annotated as translin-like. The transcript is spliced from 4 exons. Gene Ontology annotation, biological process: RNA metabolic process. The coding region runs from base 109 to 654 and encodes 181 amino acids. Gene Ontology annotation, molecular function: RNA binding; single-stranded DNA binding; sequence-specific DNA binding. Lineage: Eukaryota; Metazoa; Arthropoda; Malacostraca; Decapoda; Penaeidae. The record is from RefSeq and is a predicted model, not a curated record. Gene Ontology annotation, cellular component: cytoplasm; nucleus.
ACCUAUGGAACAUGCGUUGAACGAGAGACGGAAGUUCGAGAAAAUGUCCAGGCCGCAGUGAAGGACCUGGAGAAAACGUCAUACACCAUCAAUACAGUGCUUGAAAAGAUGCAUAACACUAGAGGCAUACAGAACCUCCAGACAAUCUGUGAGGAAUGCGUUACCCAGCUAGCAAGUGUACCAGUACUGUAUGAAGCCCUACAGGAGAAGGUCCCGGCAGGCGAGUACUACCGUUUCCACCACAACUUCCGAGGGACCACCCAGCGCCUGGUUGCUGCCACCUGCCUCAUCACGUACCUGCGAGAAAAUCGACUCGCACCACAUGAAGAAGUGGCACAGUCCUUAGGUCUUUGUACGCAGCGGGAGAAGGGUUUCCACCUCGACCUGGAGGACUACCUUCUGGGGACACUCAGCAUCAGUCAUGAGUUGGCAAGACUGGCCAUCAAUUCUGUUAGUGCUGGCGAUUACGCACGGCCCUUCCAGAUACAGCAGUUCCUAAGAGAUCUGCAUGCAGCGUACUCCCUCCUUUUCCCAAAGAACGAAUUACGCAAGAAAUUCGACGAGCUCAAGUAUGCUCUGAAGAAGACUGAGGAGGUGGUAUAUAAUCUAUCCCUCCGAGGUCUCAAACCCCAGGACAGUGAGACUUCAGGAUAAUUACUGUUGACUUUGUCCGUUUUCUUUCGAAGGAUUUUUUAAAAAUUCGUUAUGAACUUUAAUCGUCUCCGUAGCAACUUUGCGAAGAAGACUCGUGUCGUGUGUUGCAAAGUUCUUUAAUUUUUUACAGAGACAUUGAUUUUCCUUUGUAGAACAAAGGUUCUUUGAAGUUCAUGUUUUAUUCAUGUUUGCUGGAGAAAUAUGUCAGUUUUGUUUACUCUGACAUAGUG